Molecule: messenger RNA, 9020 nt
Organism: Candoia aspera
Lineage: Eukaryota; Metazoa; Chordata; Lepidosauria; Squamata; Candoiidae
Gene: ARHGEF12
Product: Rho guanine nucleotide exchange factor 12
Exons: 41
Coding region: 160-4770 (1536 amino acids)
Biological process (GO): G protein-coupled receptor signaling pathway; Rho protein signal transduction
Cellular component (GO): cytoplasm
Molecular function (GO): G protein-coupled receptor binding; guanyl-nucleotide exchange factor activity
Source: RefSeq, a predicted model, not a curated record
UUUGAGAAGAACUGUGUUGCUGAUGGUUUUUAACCCUACUAUCCUUUGGAAGAAAGCUGGAUUCUGAACUUGGGUGUGUGUGUGGGAAAGUGACAGUAACAUAAAGUAACCAGUAAGAUGCAGAUUGGCUAAAAAAUCGUCCUGUUGCCGAGGGCUCCAAUGAGUGGCACACAGUCCGCAAUCACGGACAGGUUUCCCCUCAAAAAACCUACAAGGCAUGGCAGCAUUCUGAGCAGAGAGUCUCCAGCAGACAAGAAGCAGAAGGUUGAGCGCUGCAUUAGCGCCCACGAUUUUGACCCAACAGAUAGCUCCUCCAGGAAGACAAAGUAUAGCUCAGAGGAGAGUAGAUCCGAGACAUAUGGUCUAGUUCAACGGUGUGUUAUUAUUCAGCGGGAUGAAAAUGGAUUUGGGUUAACAGUCAGUGGCGACAACCCAGUCUUUGUACAGUCUGUCAAAGAAGAUGGAGCAGCCAUGCGGGCUGGGGUUCAAACUGGUGACCGAAUCAUUAAGGUGAAUGGGACUCUGGUAACACAUUCAAACCAUUUAGAGGUGGUCAAGCUGAUAAAGUCGGGUUCCUAUGUAGCGCUCACUGUGCAAGGGCGCCCACCUGGGUCGCCCCAGAUUCCACUGGCUGACUCUGAGGUGGAUCCACCUGCAUUUGGGCAUAUGUCUCCCAUCAUGACAUCACCUCACUCUCCUGGAUCAUAUGGAAACACGGAGAGAAUUACCAGUCCAGUGCUGAUGGGGGAAGAAAAUAACAUAGUUCACAGCCAGAAAGUAGAGAUUUUGAGGAAGAUGCUGCAGAAAGAACAGGAACGACUGCAGUCCCUGCAGGAAGAUUAUAGCCGUGCUCCUGCUCCCCGACUGCUCAGAGAGAUCCAGGAGGCCAAGAAGCACAUCCCUCAGCUGCAAGAGCAGUUGUCCAAAGCAACAGGCUCUGCUCAGGAUGUCGUUUUGUCUUCCAAAUCUGUGUCCGAGUCUUUGCAGAUCACUGAGGCGGAAGCUGAGAGGGGGGAUGGACAGAACAAAGGGGACUGUCAUUUUGGUGAUGGCCCCCAGAUGAAUGACACAGCAGAGAGUCCUCGGAGUGGCCUGAAAGAGCAGAGCUCUCUGGAUGACAGCCCAGAGAAGAACGAGACUCAUGAAACUGAUUCUCCAUCCAGCCUCGGAAGCCCUUCCUCUCGUUUGGCACCUCCAAUCAUAGGAGCAGAAGAUGAUGACUUUGAUGGUGAACAAGAACAGAUCAAUGGGCAAUGUAGCUGUUUCCAGAACAUAGAGCUGCUGAAAUCACGCCCCGCUCACCUGGCUGUCUUUUUGCAUCAUGUUAUCUCCCAGUUUGACCCAGCUUCGUUGCUUUGUUAUCUUUUUGCGGAUCUGUACAAACAAACAAAUUCCAAAGAGACUCGCCGAGUGUUCGCUGAAUUUAAUCAAUUUUUUCUGGAUCGAGCUGCAAAUCUGAAAGUCCCAGUUCCAGAUGAAAUUGUAAUUGAUUUAGAAAAGAGAAGGCUGGAAUUAAUUCCUGAAGAAUUGCACCGCCAUUAUAUUCAAGCUAUGCAAGAGAAAGUAUUUUUUGAAGUACACAAGCACCUUGAAGAUUUUAGACAGAAACGUAGCAUGGGUCUCACUCUGGCAGAAGGAGAGUUGACCAGGCUGGACGCAGAACGUGUUCGGGACCGGAUGACACUAGAGAAGGAGAGAGCAUGCGCAGAGCAAAUCCUUACCAAAAUCGAAGAAGUGCUGAUGUCAUCUCAGCCUCUAGAAGAGGAUAAGAGUUCAGCUAUACAGUAUGUUGUUCUCACCUACAUGAAACACCUUGGGGUGAGAGUCAAAGAGCCCCGGAGUCUAGACCAAAAAAGGGGACGGAUUGGAUUCCUGCCAAAAAUAAAGCAAAGUAUAAAGAAAGAUAAGGAAGGGGAUGAAAAGAAGAGGAGAGUCUUCUCAAAUAUCCUGGGACCUCCAAGGAGGCCGAGCCGCCAUGACAGCUAUGCAAUAGGCAGAGCCAUGGAAAUACAAAAACCACGUCAUCCAAAGCACUUAUCCUCAUCAUCUUCUGUCAGCCCGGAACCACCAGAUUUGGUCAAGAUGCGCCAAAGUGGGUUCAGUGAUGGCAUGGAUACGACCUACCAGCCUGCCAACUUUGUGUCUCCAGCAGCUGCUGGAACUUUUCCAUCUCAGGAAGGGAGCAAAGACAGCGAAACAGGGCCAAAACAAGUUGGAGAAACAAUUACUUUUGGUGACUCUGUGGAUGGUACACCUUGUACACCUAACAUCAUAUUUGAUUUUCCAUCUCCUCCCCUGGACCAGUUGCAAGAAGAAGAAGGAGAACUUGAUAGGUUAGGAGAAUCAGGGACUCCUAAAUCUUUCCGCAAGGUGGACAGUGUGAGUGCUGGGGAUGUCCAGAGUGAAGAUGAGCUCUUUGAUUUCGACAUGGAGACAGACCAGCCCAACUGGCAGCAGCUGGUGAGCCGUGAGGUGUUGCUUGGCUUGAAACCAUCCGAAAUUAAACGCCAGGAAGUGAUUAAUGAAUUAUUCUAUACUGAACGUGCUCAUGUCCGCACGCUGAAGGUCCUGGAUCAGUUGUUCUAUCAGCGUGUGUCCCGCGAAGGGAUUCUACCACCUAUUGACCUGCGGAAUAUAUUUUCGAACCUGGAGGAUAUCCUCCAGCUUCACACUGGAUUGAAUGAGCAGAUGAAAGCAGUGAGGAAAAGAAACGAGACAUCUGUAAUUGAUCAAAUUGGAGAAGAUUUGUUAACUUGGUUCAGUGGAGCCGGCGAAGAGAAAUUGAAGCAAGCCACUGCCACUUUCUGUAGCAACCAGCCCUUUGCUCUGGAGGUGGUAAAGUCACGGCAGAAGAAGGACUCCCGCUUCCAGACUUUCGUCCAGGAUGCUGAGAGCAAUCCACUCUGUCGCCGAUUGCAGCUAAAAGAUAUCAUUCCCACUGAGAUGCAAAGGCUAACCAAGUAUCCCCUCCUUCUGGAUAACAUUGCAAAGUACUCAGAGCAACCUUUAGAGAAAGAAAAAGUGAAGAAAGCAGCAGAUCAUUGUCGGCAGAUUCUCAAUUUUGUGAACCAAGCUGUCAAAGAAGCAGAGAACAAGCAGCAUUUGGAGGACUAUCAGCGGCGGCUUGAUUUGUCCUACUUGAAGCAGGUGGAGGGCCCUUUGCUGGAUGAAUUCAGGAAUUUAGAUUUAACCAAGAAGAAAAUGAUUCAUGAAGGGCCUCUGACCUGGAAGGUGAAUCGUGACAAAACUAUUGACCUCUAUACAUUGCUCUUGGAAGACAUUCUGGUAUUGCUGCAGAAGCAGGAUGACAGACUGGUGCUGAGAUGUCACAGCAAGAUCCUGGCUAACACUGCAGAUAGCAAGCACACAUUUAGCCCUGUCAUUAAAUUGAACACCGUGUUGGUUCGCCAAGUGGCUACAGAUAAUAAAGCAUUCUUUGUCAUUUCCAUGUCGGAAAAUGGAGCACAGAUCUACGAACUGGUGGCACAGACAGUUUCUGAAAAGACGGUAUGGCAGGACCUCAUAGUACGGAUGGCAGGAACAGUCAAAGUUGGAAGAGGCAGAAAUGUAAUUCCAUUGCCGCAAUCAGGACCCUGCGAGGAAGAUCAUGAGGAAGAAGAUGACCAGCAUAAAUUGAAGGAAGAACAAACUACCCCAGAUAGCAGCAAGCAAAGUCCAGAUAAAGAUCUGGGACUGGAAUCACCCCUGGGGCUGAAGACUCAGUCUCCUUCAGUAGCCAUGUCUGAGAAGUCAGAAGAGGAAGAACUCCUGGACGCCAACAAGCAGUUUGGAGAAAAACUGUCAGCAGACCUGCUGAUCAAAGGAUCACCUGAACACUACAGCCAAAUAAGCCCAGAGCUCUCAUUCCAAGCUUCAGAAAAUCGAUGGGCAUCGGAUGCACUAAGAAACUUGGGCUUAUUGAAGAAAUUACUGAUGCAGCAGCUUGGUAUGUCUGAACAAGAGUCCCUUGAAGACUGGCAGCAUUUUUCUGACCAUAGGAGAGCUCUGCCAGGGGCCCCUGAGGAGAACAUUGUCCAGAGAGGACUUCAGUACUCAGAUAAUGAUGACAGUGCCCUGUCUGGGCUUAGGAGGACACCCACUGGCCCGAAAAGAAAUGAUUUUGAACUUAGUUGUGGUAAAUGGUCUUCAAGUGAAUUGGUAUCACCAGGGGACCCUGUGUUGAAUAGCAGUCAGUUGAUGGACCCCUUGAGCACAAACCCAGAGCCCCCAACCAAGGAACUGGAAGGAGGAACAAGUGCUGCUGAUGAUGGUGGGGAGCACUAUUUUGAUGCCCAGGAAGCCCACAGUGAUGAGAACCAAUCAGAAGGUGAAGUGGUAGAUGGAAAGGAGGUAGAAGAUGUGCAGCUGCGGAUCUCAGGAAAUUAUUUGAUCCUUGAUGGAUAUGGCACAGUACAGGAGAGCUCCACCGACGAGGAGGUGACUUCGCUAGUUCUACAGUGCACUGCGAACAAAAGCACAAUGGACUCUGCCCACCAACAGCCCACGUCUCGGGAUGCCCAGCCAGUUACAGCAAGCUCGCCAUUUGCAGUGGAAUUGCUGGCCUCCCACUGGGAAGCUGCAAAGGAACCCUGCUCAGAUGCACUAAGGGCUUCCUUCUCGGUCGAGUCACGUGCCCUGAUGAUGCGUUACAUCCAGAACAUAGAGGCCAGCCUUCAGCAUCUGAAGGAAGUGGAGGAAAACUACACCGCUCUUCUUCAGCAAAGGCUGGCUGGCUCCAUCACCACAGAUGAGCAUUUGGAUAAAAGUUAAUCACGCUUCUUGCAAAUGGCUGGAGAUUGGAUGGAACCUUCUGCCUUGAGUCAGCCACAGCCGGCCUCUGCCUGGACUCUCUUGGCCCCGGGCCUCUUUCUAUGGACCCUUCCGGUGUGAGGGGGCUCCACGUAGUGGAGAAGUGGGCAGUUUCCUUUGAGGUGUCUGCACUAGCCUUUCAGGGAGAGGGGGUGAUUUUGUUCCCCUCCUCUUGCUACCAGAAAUUCUUUUUGAUUCCAGACAGAGGAAAAAGAGGAACAGAAAGAAGAAACCAAAUGUAUAAAGUUCUGGGUGUAGGAUAUAAAAAUGUAUCUAGACAUUAAAAAAAGAAUCAAUGUAUUUAUUUGACUUCAUUCCGUGUACUGAAAGCACACUUUAAUUUGUAUUUUAUUUUGCUUUAAAAAAAAUAAUAGUGCCAGUUUGCUAGGCCCCCAGCAUCUUUCUUCUCCUGGACCCUUAUUCUGAACUGAGUUGCGUGCGUGUCUUGAUUUUCCCCUGGAUUCUGCCAACAACCAGUCUGUUCCUCAGAGAAGUUAUUUGUGGAACAAAAUCCAGCAGCAUGCAGAUGGGCUUUCUUCUCCUGCAGUUCUGUGUGCACUGUGUAGCCAGGGAAGGAUUUGAAGCUGGCAACCAAGUUUCUCCUUGGGAAUGCCUUUACUUCUCCUGUACUGAGCAAAAAGAGGAAAGGAUUGGAAUUUAGGAAAUACGUCCCCUGCCCGGAUACUGAUUUGAUUGUGACUUCCCUUUGAAAGCAACAGCUUGACAUUUGUAGCUUGGGGGAGGGGGAAUUUUUUCCAGUUAAGGACAAGCAAUGCAUUUGUGAGAAAUUCCUGAGGUCACCAUGUUUCUAAUGAGCUGUGGGUAGUAACUGCUGCAGAAGUUAGCUGCUGCUGUUUGAAGGUAGGGGCCAGCAGCGUUCAUUACCCAGAAGUGUGCCUUACUGACUGGUGUGGGGUAGACCAAGACUUAGCGUGGAAUAGUGCUGCUUUGCCCUUUUUUAUGCGAAGGUGCUCUGAAAUCUCCCUGGUAACUUAGAAACAUCUGCAAUAGAAGAAUCAGAGUAACAGACACCAACUCUGGUAUAAUCUCAGCGGAAUGCCGAUAUCCUGGCGUUUUGGAGCUGGACCUUAUCAAAGCUUCCCAGCACUGAUGUGGAAUGUUAGACACUGGGCGGGUUUUUCCACCAGGACAGACAAUUCAGCGUAUGUCUGCACCAGCUAUCCAGUUCUUGGGCCCUUUCUUUUUCCUGGCAAGCCAGAUCUAAAUGUGCCAAAUUCUAGAAAUCCCUUUGAUUUUUUUUUUUUUUUUAAUCCUGCUGAAUACACUGGGAAGUGUUGAGAAUCUUCUUCUUUUUUCUCUUAUUUUCAGCAUGAAUGUCAUGCCGUGCUCCAUUAAUGCAGAGAAACAUUUUUUUCCUGUAGCCAGGAAUCCAUAUCUGUUUCCACUUGCAGGAAAGAGUCAGGCUGAGCUGGAACUUUUUUUUUUUUUUUUUAAUUUUUCCCCUUCCCCAAUAUUUCCAAUCAAUGUACUGGUGCUUAUUUAAGAGAGGAAACUUUCCAGUUGUCUGGGUCACCAACCUCCUUCAGAGGCUGGAAGCCACCAAAACCUGAAAGGAAUUCCUUUCCGCUUCUCAUUUUCGGGGCCAGUCUGUCGGUUCUAAUUUCUAAAUUUCUCCACCCUAAAAGUCCAAGCAGUUUCCCAAAUGGAAAUUUAUCUUUAGAAGACCAGACCCCUUUCACAGAUGGCUGUGGUUUUAAAAGUAUUUUUCCUGUUUUCAAAGAACUCUUUUCCUUGGUCUCCGAACUGGGUUUUGUUUUCACUUCCCCUGUCGCAGUUCCACAUCUGUGGAGCCACAGGAAGUCAGGCUCACGUGCAGACCUCUCCCUAGCACAGAUAGAUUUGAAGGAGCCAGAAAUCAGUAAAUUUUGGGUGACGCUUGGAUGCCAGUCUCUUUAGAGAGACUGUGGCAAGACCUGUGUCUGCUCUUGUACUUCUGCCAUAUGUUGCUUCAGCAUCCGCAAAAGAGGUUUCGGGCCAGGGUGCCCGAAAGCCAUGCAGAGCAGCAGAAUGCAGAAGGACCAUCAGAAGGCUUGACUGACCUCCAUAGAGGGUGUAACUGCCUUUUUUCCCCCUUACUGGAGAGCAAAGCCGAGUGCUGUGUUCUCUUCCUCCUGGUGGUUUCUUCGUAUCGUGUUUUUUUCAGGCUUGUCUAGGCCAUCUAUUACGCAGUCUCCUGUUAAGGGCAUUAUUUUGCGAUAAGAAAGAGAAGGUAGUGAGAAACGGGGAUCACCGAUUGCUUCUAGCACCAUAAUUGAAUAUCACAGGAGAUGUCUCAGCUCCCUAGCACGUCUACUGUACAACAGGCCCCAGGCACAGAUCCAAUUUUGUGAAAGGGUCAACACUAAAAUGCACUUUGUGGGAUUCCCAUUGGUCUUGGUCUUUAUCCUUCGUGCUCUAGAAAAGCCAUGAGGAAUUCCGGCCAAAGACACCUUCCCUGUCCUUCCCCACCGGCUGUGAUCAUUCCCUCCUCGGGACUGGAGAGUAGGAUGGAGCAGUCUUGUUCUCCCUCGUCUUCCUCCCUCCCGCCCUUUGCUAGCUGAAAAUAAUAUAAGUAAUGAAAGACUUUUUUUUUAACCAGAGAAUAUUAUGUUGUCUGUGCUACAGUCAUACCUAGAAUGUCUUUGUUUUUAAUCUGGAUUUAUUGGACCAGUGUAUUGGAAUUUGGGCUCAAAAGGCAAAUUCUGGGUCUAGAGGCAGCUUCCUGCCCUGCUGGUUUGUGGGUCCUUUGACUUUACCCCCAAGACAAAGUGAGUUGGUAGAAUACUGAUGGGAGAGUGGAUUGUUUUGCUUUGCUCAGGGUUGUCCAGGGCCAUAAGAAGCUACGGAUGAUGUUUGUAAAAGGGACUCUGCUUUCCAACAGCAACGUGCAGGCUGGCGCAACCUCCUGUAUUUUGCAGAGAUGGUGCUUUAGCCUGCUGGACGCCGCUUGUUAGCUCUGAGUUCUACUAGUGCUACCUCCCCACAGACUGAAUCGGCGCUGAACAGCCACAUCUCAAGGUCUGGCAGACUGCAAAGCAUGUGUAUUUGAUUUUUAACUCUAAUCCCGUGGCUCUACCUAUUGUUGAACUACGUUACCCUUGUGUUUUACACAAGGGCGUUAAAAAUAAUGAUGCCGUGUCUUGCAGUCUACUUGCAAGAAUCCAGGUCAUUCUGACCCCUCAGAGCUCUACCAACUCAUCUGCAUCUUGCCUUGCUGCCUGCGUAGAUGAGAUCUUGUCCCUGAUUCACAAUAGUAAGUUGAGCAGGAGAAGAAUAAAAGUGAAAUCUUCUGUACUCAGUUCUUGGGGUUCCCUUUUGCAUAACAGUCCUGUCUCACUGCCGGCCAAUUUCUCCCUAGUCCACCGCUGAAACUAGAACCAGCGAGAAACAGGACUGCUUGGUGGAGGGGUGAGGAAGGCCAUGCAAUUAUUCCCUUACUGCUUUUGGAUGUUGGGUGUACUUGACUGUUGUGCUGAGUUCCUACGAGAUUUUGAUAGCUUCUGAGAAAAAGGGGACCCUUAGCAACUGAAGUGGAGGGAUGUUUCGUGGGUUAAAGACCCAUACAGUAUUGCCUUUUACUCUGCCAUAUUUGCGUAAAGAUAACCGUACCAACAUGUUAGGGUACCUCUUUUUCUUUGGUAGAGAAACUACUUUAUUUGUGCUGUUUCCUCAUCUAGGGCCUUAAUGCAGCUUAUACAUUUGAUGAGUGAAUUGGAUCUCCCUCUCCCAUUCCAAAGAAAUCCUUUGUUCCCCUUGCGCGCUCUUCCCCAAGCACCAACUUAUAGGCAGACGCUGUCCAAAAGGAUUCUGCAGCUGGAAUGUUACUCUGCUCUUCUUAAAAAAAAAAAAAAAAUUGGAAUUGUUUGUUGUAAUGCUCUAACUGCUAGAACUGUAUUUUAUUUGCUUGCCAUACAUUUACUCCUUUUAACAGGUUCUGCUUUUAAGGAAAAACAAAACAAUCCAAUCUGGAAAUACGCUUUGAAAAGGAAAACGCAAAAACCAACCAACCAACAAAAAAGGACAACAACAACAAGACUGAUGGAAUAUCCUGUAUUUUUAACUGAUCAUGUUUGAAUGUCUAAGGAAAGAAAAAAGAAUUUAUUGUUCUAAUUAUCCAGAUGUAUGUAUGUUUGUAAAAUAGCUCUUAUUAGCUGAUAAAGUUGUAUGUUUUUGGAACAAAAUAUUGAUCAUUAAAAAAAGCAUUGAGUUUU